UGUGCUCUUCUAGUCAUCAGCUGUAAUGAAUGCUAUAAACAGGUUGAUCAUUGAUAUAAACGAGUUGGUAAAAAAAUUAAGACUUUGGCCUUAAACGUUAAAGCGUUUACGUUACGUAAAUAAUGAAGACUAGUAAAUCUAUUGAUGAAAAUAGCAGUGAAACUCAAUUUAUCAGCGAUCAAGAAAAUUACGAGGAAACGCGUAAUUUUGAAAGAAAAAGUGAAAAACCAACAAAUCAAAAUAUCAGGUUUACCAGGGAAACUAUGGCAAUGACAAAUCUUCUGUCUCAAGAGUCAAAAUCAGGCCGACGAGAAGGGACAAACAACGGUAAUGGAAAGCUAAACAACAAUAAAAACCAUAAUGAAAAUGACCCUAAAGGAAAAAACACUUAUGAUUUCGAAAAUAGCUUGGACCUCAUUAUAUCUUCCUCGCAGAUUCACAAGAGAAAGAAAGGAAAAAAUACAGAUGACUAUGAGGUCAAUCAUGAGAUAUUGAAAAAAUGUCUCUCUAAUAUUGCAUCAAAAGGCAGUAUGUCAGAAAAAAUUGUAAAUUUGGAGUCGCCAGUUGUUUCAAAUUCACCGUCUGACAUCACAAAGCAAACACCGACAUUUGGCAACAGUAUGCAACAGUUUCAAAGCUCAAGGGAAAACGCAGACAGUUCUGGAAACAUUUUACAAUCUGUAAUUUCCAUGUUCCAAACAAGUACGACUAUGAGACUAGUUAACGAACAAAAUUUGCAACAGAAGACAUUUAACACAGGUAAAAUAGAAAGCGAUGUAGUACUCAACAAAACGGCUUCAGCACCUCCUGGUGCACACAUCGAUCACAAGAAAAAUGUGGCUCAUAAGAAAAAAAAGAAGCAUUACAGACAAGCAAAACUUAAAUGUGACUGUCUUCUGUUUAUUGGUUUUGCACUGGUAUUUAAGAGAUUGAGAAAAUUAUUGCUGGGAGAAUGUAGAAACAAAUCCAAGAUGGAUUUUCUUAAUCCUAUAUAUUCCACCAAAUUAUUAUGACUCGAUUAAAAUUUCUUAUGAUUU
Cimex lectularius (bed bug) is the source of this 1037-nucleotide messenger RNA. RefSeq lists its product as uncharacterized. NCBI's taxonomy places the organism in Eukaryota, Metazoa, Arthropoda, Insecta, Hemiptera, Cimicidae. The record is from RefSeq and is a predicted model, not a curated record. The transcript is spliced from 4 exons. The coding region runs from base 123 to 1013 and encodes 296 amino acids.